UAUUACAUUAAAAUCUACUCCGCCGUGAUGAGUGUCGCCGGCGUGCACCGUUUAACUCUUUCUCUCCCGCCGAAAUGUUAUCUCCGUAACUUCAUUAGCAAUGGGAAGCACACUCCAUCUCUGCUACCACAUCGCUACUCUGUAUUCCACCAUAGUCACCGGCUGGUUACCUCCUCUAGUCAAAAAGCUUCGAAUAAAUCUGAUGCUGAGGCUGAGGCUGAGUCUUCGUAUGGUGAAGGUGAAAUGUUGGAUAAGAAUGGGACAAGCAGGAGCAACCCGUUCGUUUCAGAAGAGCUUCUCAAGAAGUUGAAGAGAUAUGGACUCUCUGGAAUACUAUCCUAUGGGUUACUUAAUACGGUCUAUUACUCCACAGCUUUCCUCUUGGUGUGGUUUUAUGUGGCCCCAGCACCGGGAAAAAUGGGUUAUCUUGCUGCGGCUGAGAGAUUUCUUAAAGUGAUGGCCAUGGUCUGGGCUGGAAGCCAAGUUACUAAGCUCAUCAGAAUCGGAGGGGCAGUCGCACUUGCACCUAUUGUUGAUAGAGGAUUGUCGUGGUUUACAGUAAAAUGCAAGUUUGAAAGUCAGGGAAAAGCUUUUGGCGCAUUGGUUGGGAUAUGUCUUGGUCUGGCUUUGAUGCUAUUUGUCGUUGUGACACUGCUUUGGGCAUAGCACAGUACAUUAAGUACGGGUUUUGGCUUUUCUUGUUUAACAGAGAUAGAUAAUAUAUGUGUAAGAAGAGAUAAUUUUAAAAACAUGGGAGCAAGCAAUGUUUCCAGAGAAUUUCAGUCUCUCGCCACAGAAGGCCCAAUUUUUGUUAGUUUUUUUUACGAAGGCCCAAUUAGAGCCCAAAAUGGAGUCAGCCAGCCGGAUGGAUCAGGGCAGGGGAGGAGCUAUAUAAACAACCGCGUGGAAGAAACCUAAGUACAAAUAUCGACGGACCAAAAGCAUCAGCAGCCGAAUUAUCCACAAACCUUAAGAGGACGAAGGAGACACGAUCAUGCUGUUACACUAUACCCGUCGCAGUAGGGCUAAGAUUCUAGAGAAGAUGAAAAAACCUAUGCCUACUAUCAGUGUAAUUUUAUUAUAUUUUUGUU
Molecule: messenger RNA, 1091 nt
Organism: Camelina sativa (false flax)
Lineage: Eukaryota; Viridiplantae; Streptophyta; Magnoliopsida; Brassicales; Brassicaceae
Source: RefSeq, a predicted model, not a curated record